AUGUCGAGUGGUAUUAAUGAUGAUGAUUUACAACCGUUACGGACCUACAUGCAGAAUGUCCUCGUGAUGGAACAAGAGCUUUCUCCAUAUCUCUUUCAAACUCUAUUGACAUUAGUGUCUUCAUCUUCCAACCACGACCUCUCUUUAUUGAAAGCUCAUGAUGAAGGAAAAUUUGAAAAGGCCAUGCGAUGGACCAUUUUGAGAGGCAUACAAAAGCCAUACAGUGGAGUGAAAUUGAGUGAGAAAAAGAAUGCAUCCUCUUGGUGGUUUCGAACAGGAACAAGUUUUUCACAUUGUUUUCUCGUUGGAGAAGCGUUGGAUUGGAUGAAAGGAUGGGUGGAACGAAUGCAAAAGGAAAUUAUUCAUGAUACCACCUCUCCCUACAACCAUGCAGCAAACACUUCUCAACUGGUCGAAUUUAUGGCACAAUUAAUGAAAGCAUGGGGAUGGAUUGAAUCUCUUCAUGACACAAAUUCACAACAAGAAACGACAUUCAGUUUUGAAAAGAACAAGUCUCAAUGGUUUCGAAUGGGAGAUCUUGCAAAACCACGUCUCAUUGUUGUUGGAGGAGGUAUGUCUGGUUAUAAAGUAGCCAAACAACUUGGAGAUUGGUUUGAAUUGACUCUCAUUGAUAAGGAAGGAACCAUGGACUUGGUUCCCAUUUAUCCAACCUUAAUAACGGAUAAGAAUAAUAUUCAUCAUAUAGCCAUUGAUCACAAGAAAACAUUACCUUCCAAUGUGAAAUGCAUUAAAGGAGUGGUGACAUUGGCCUCUCAAGUCGGAGUGAUUGUAGAAACAUUGGAAGCUCAAGAAGAAAAUGGUGAAGUUUUUAAAGUGGAUCCUAAACUUGAGCACUCUCAAGAAGACUCUUCAACUAUUACCAACUAUCAAGAUCUUUCAUUGAAAGACAACGCUGGAAUUAGUAGAGUGAAUGAUACUAUUCCUCAUCGAUAUUUUAUGAAAUUUGAUUAUUUGGUAUUGGCACCUGGCUGUACUUGUUGGAACAAUUUCCCAAUUACUAAGCUUUCACACAAUGAAAUCAAAUUUGUAAAUCCCUAUGACGCCAAUUCAUUGAUAGAAUCUCAUUCUAUCAUUGAACAAUUAUCUGAAACGGAAGAAAUUUGUGUCUUGGGAGGUGGCUAUGUCGCCGUAGAAGUCGCUGGCUUUUUAGCUGAAAAAUAUCGAGACAAGAAAAUCACCAUCAUUCAACGAUCUCAUCAACUCAUGAAACCAAGUCGAGAUGCUCACAAUGCUGUGAUGGAUAUUUUCAAGAAUACACUCACCAAUGUGAAGGUCAUGUUAAACUCUGAAAUUAUUUCACAAAAUGGUCCUAAAACCUUCAUUGUAAAAACUAGAAUCAGUGGUGAAGAGUCAAAUGAAACUCAAGUGAACUGCUCGGUAUGCUUUAUAUGUACUGGUAUGAGACCUCAAGUCGGAUUUUUGAAAGACUUCUUUUCUGCAAGUCUUGAUUCGAAUGAAUUUAUUUGUGUAAAUUCACACAUGCAAGUGGCCGUGCGUGACAAUACUCUCACUACAAGUAACAGCAGCUACUAUGAUCAUAUUUUCGCCAUUGGAGAUGCCACCAACGUGAAAGAAACAAAAUUAGCUUCACACGCUCACAAACAUGCCAAAACUGCCUACACUGUAUUACCUCAAGUGGCUCAAUCCAUUCCUUCCUCACAAUUAGCCACAUACACACCACGAGGAUACGAUCGACCUCAAACAGUGAUUAUUGGACCCAAUCAUGGAUUAUGGGUGAAAGGCAGUACCUUGUUGUUGAAUAGUUCUGUCGUGGCUUAUUUCAAAGAACGUUCACAAGCCAUGAAAGGUCGAUGGAUGGCAGGUGGUAGAGCUCAACAAGAGGAAAAUGAGGGGAUGGAAGAGAACGUUAUGCGUAAAUAG
Messenger RNA from Naegleria lovaniensis, 1902 nucleotides. RefSeq lists its product as uncharacterized. Gene Ontology annotation, cellular component: cytoplasm. Gene Ontology annotation, molecular function: flavin adenine dinucleotide binding; electron-transferring-flavoprotein dehydrogenase activity. Lineage: Eukaryota; Heterolobosea; Eutetramitea; Acrasida; Naegleriidae. The record is from RefSeq and is a predicted model, not a curated record. The transcript has a single exon. The coding region runs from base 1 to 1902 and encodes 633 amino acids.